Opisthorchis viverrini is the source of this 6150-nucleotide messenger RNA. RefSeq lists its product as hypothetical. The record is from RefSeq and is a predicted model, not a curated record. Gene Ontology annotation, cellular component: nucleus; nuclear origin of replication recognition complex. Gene Ontology annotation, molecular function: RNA helicase activity; nucleic acid binding; chromatin binding. The transcript is spliced from 26 exons. The coding region runs from base 1 to 6150 and encodes 2049 amino acids. Gene Ontology annotation, biological process: chromatin organization; negative regulation of DNA-templated transcription; establishment of protein localization to chromatin. NCBI's taxonomy places the organism in Eukaryota, Metazoa, Platyhelminthes, Trematoda, Opisthorchiida, Opisthorchiidae.
AUGGUGUGUGAGUCGCGUGAAAACCGGCCAUUCCAACCGGAGCCGUAUAGCCGGAAACAAGGGUCGGAAUUAGCCUAUCGUGAAAUGACUGACCUGAUGGAUUUUCGCGGCGAAUCCGAUCGUCCCGAUCGAGUCGAUCUUAUGCGCAAGCAUUCCAUGAUUUUUAGACCAUCGGGCCCGAACUCUCGUGCGCUCACCCUUUAUGAGCAAGCGGUCAAUGAAGCAGCGGCUCAGAUUGCAUGCCAGUUUCCGGCUGCUAUUUACCACAAACGUGAGCUGGCAAUAUUAGCUAAACAAGCUGUCCGAUUGACCGGAUUUGAGUUCCCGAAUGCACGAAGUGGUUAUUAUCCACCGGGAUCUAUCGUCCCGAAUAAAGUUGGCAUAGAGGACUCCUCGGAUUAUUCAGAUCAACCAAUGUCACUUCCAGUUCCUAUCCCUCCGGCCCAUGCUGCUCCGGCUAGUGCAUCUAUGCUACUCCAAAAAUCUGGCUUUUGGAGGCCGGUCAUUUUGCAGAGUGAACAUUUACAAGCAAUAAGAAAUGCAGCAAAGAUGGUGUGUGAGUCGCGUGAAAACCGGCCAUUCCAACCGGAGCCGUAUAGCCGGAAACAAGGGUCGGAAUUAGCCUAUCGUGAAAUGACUGACCUGAUGGAUUUUCGCGGCGAAUCCGAUCGUCCCGAUCGAGUCGAUCUUAUGCGCAAGCAUUCCAUGAUUUUUAGACCAUCGGGCCCGAACUCUCGUGCGCUCACCCUUUAUGAGCAAGCGGUCAAUGAAGCAGCGGCUCAGAUUGCAUGCCAGUUUCCGGCUGCUAUUUACCACAAACGUGAGCUGGCAAUAUUAGCUAAACAAGCUGUCCGAUUGACCGGAUUUGAGUUCCCGAAUGCACGAAGUGGUUAUUAUCCACCGGGAUCUAUCGUCCCGAAUAAAGUUGGCAUAGAGGACUCCUCGGAUUAUUCAGAUCAACCAAUGUCACUUCCAGUUCCUAUCCCUCCGGCCCAUGCUGCUCCGGCUAGUGCAUCUAUGCUACUCCAAAAAUCUGGACUUGGGCAACCUGGUAGUAUCCUAGCCCUCGUGCUUCCUUCGGGUGGCAUGGUAGCUAGGCACCGGAAGGGUGCUACAGUCGAACGCUUUCUCUUUUCUUUUAUUUGGUCUGGAGGAGACAAGUUAGAUGCGUCCAGGUUACAACAACGCGGACACUCACACGGCAAAGGGCAUUCACCCGAUGUCGUACAAAUCAGACUUCAAGGCGAUUAUCCGGUUGGCGAAUCGAUCCCACACGAUAUGUUUUCCUCGGUCGCCGGCAAUCCCUAUUACCUGGACACAAUGAGUGGGGUGGACGGGACACCGGCAACCAUUACCACCUAUGGCGGAAGUGGAAUGAUGGCCUUUGAGGAUGAGAUUGCGACCUCGGGCUUGGACAGUAGCGAAUUGGUACAACUGCUGGGUGGAAGUCAGGCAAUUGCUCAGUUGUCUGACCACCAAUUGGAAGAACUUGGACGUGCUCAGUUCACUGUCGUAGAUCCUAGGGUGGACAGCGAAAUGGCUAACUGCCCAUUGUCAUUGUCUGUGGAAGAAGACGAUCGCCCGCUUGAUGAACCAGAAAUAUUACGGGUAACACGAGCCUCGUGCCUUGAACGUGUGCGGAUUCUUGCAGUUCCCGCAUGCGGAUACACGAGUAUAAAUGCCACACACUUGGCUCGAUGUGUGAAUUUGUUGGAGCUGGACUUGUCAGAAAACGCGCUGCGGGUAUUCCCAAGGCGACUUCAUCUGCCUCGUUUGCAAAGGCUCGGCUUGACCGGCAAUAGGUUUAUCCAUCUCCCUUUGGUUGAACAGUUCCCCCAAUUGAGACGCUUGACGAUGGAUGACAAACUGAAACAGUUGCUCAAUCCUCAAAUGUUAGCCUACUUUUGUCCGAAGCUAAAGUUGAUCAAUGGACAAUACUUUGAAGAACUCUGCACAGACUUCACCGUUCGUAUCAUACAAGAAGCCAGGGCCAUUGUGGAGCCACACGUUCGCUCAAAAUGGGAAGCUGACUUUGCAGACCACUAUCACUCGGUUCAAAACCGCGCCGAGCGAAUGCAGCUUAUCGAACACAUUGUCCAACACUUGAGGGAGCGCAAUCUACUUGUUGAUGAAAGUCUGAACAAGUAUAAGGAUUUGAUGCUUUUUCAGUUUGUUGACAACUACCUUCGAUCCAAGCUGUUCGAUGCUAGUGACGCCGAGCUGAUGACCUCUGUGGCCAGUGUGGGGAGUAAACGCGACCGGAUAUUAACGGCACACUCUGCAACAACCGAUCCUACUGAGUUCGCCACUGAAGAUCUGCUCGCGGAGCCCGCUGUUUCGGACUAUGAAACAUCCCCUCGUUCUGCACCUGCUCUCAGUCAACGGCCUGCCUCGAUGGUUGUGGACAUUGAAACGGAGGACAAUUUGGAUGAUGAUGAAGAGGAGCGUGAGGCUGAGGCACGAGCUGCAAAUGAACGUGCUCUUUUUGAGGCGACCGAUGAGAUUUUGGGCUCCAACCUCCCAGACCCAGCUCUCCUCGCCGGCGCGACGGGGCAGGUCCAAACGACACUCGUUAUGGAUGCCAUGGGCCGGCUGCACCAACAGCAAGUCCUCGUUGCCCCAGCAGGCUACCAGACCAACGGACUUUUAAGCGGAACAAUGCAGACAGGAGGUCAGUCUAAUCAGUUCCAUUUGGCGCGGUCUCUUCGACAAGGUCGCUCUAUUGUCAUGACUGUGGUUCGUCCUCGUGGAGUUAGCGGGCGACCCGUGGCGGAAUUCCUCCCCGGCGAAUUAAGGAACAAAGACUAUGUGAAGGGGUAUAUGGCCUCUGAGAUCUACAAGAAAGCUGUGAAAGAUACUCUUGGCCAGAAGACGACACCGAAAAAACGUCAGGGAGUUAACCGGCCACGGAAGGUAGAUGCGUCAUGGCCCUGUUCACCCUCUUCCGGUAUGGUCCCACUUGGUGAGGUUAAUACUGAGGGCGGGAAAAAAUCCGGAACUAUGGCCUCGAAGAGUCGCCAUCUGAAGAAUGACUACGACAUGCCCGAUAUUCAGCAUCAAGGGAGUGGAACCAAUCUCCCACCUCGACCGAAAAAGCGCAAAACAAUGGGUGGUCAUAGGAGUUUGCGUGAUCUGUGUUCCGAAUCCUCGUAUGGUACAACCGAUAUGUACGGUACUGUGAACGUGGGUAUGGGACCUCGUUCUGACGCAACACCCAUCGACUACGACCCAUUGCAUUUCAUCCGAUGUCACGCCAAGGAUAACGAUGCGGGCGACAGUGAGACCAAAGUGUGGCGCUGCUUGUUCGAGCCGAAUCCGCAGCGACCAGAUGAAACCACGCAUGUGGUUGCUACAUGCGGUGGGGAAUGUGUCUGUCUGAUAAACUGCGAAACGGGUAAAGUGAUGAAACGGUUUAAACACAUGGAAGAGGAGUUCUACACCAUCGCCUGGACCACAGUCGAGGUGGAAUGUGGCAAAGCAACCAACAUCCUCGCUGCAGCCGGUCGAAUGCGCGAGAUUCGUUUGCUCCAUCCGGAGCAACUGGUGUGCUAUGCGGAAAUGAAGGGACACACAGAAGAUAUCACUGCAAUGAUCUUCCACCAAACACAACCCACGAUAUUGUUUAGCGGAGACUCUAAAGCUUCCGUACUGGUUUGGGACAUUGGAAUACCCUCCGUCCCAGACUAUAAGACACGAUAUCAGCUACUGAUGCGCUUACGGUGUCCACGUCUGGAUGUGAACCCAGUGCUGAAUUUGGUCUUUUUACCACACUAUGCCUAUUUAAUUGCCGGCUGUGAGGAUGGUCUGUUUGCCUGGAAGGUGACCGAUCUGCGGCUGGAAAAACGAGAGCGGGAGCCGGACAUGGAACUCAAGUUGGACUUUGAUCACGAAGUAUGCAUUGACGCGCUUUCCCAACUGAGCGAUAAUGCAUUAGUGAUCAAAGUUGUCGAAUCCGGGGAAAUCAUGGUGUUCGAUUUCGCCUCUGUACUCGAACGUCGUAAAGGCCUCCAGCGUGUCGUACCGAUCGAAAUGCGUGGACAUCUAUUGUGGCAGAAGACCGACGAAAUCUACAUUAACGUCUCAGUGAGACAAAAUCUGGGCGCUGUGUUGUGUGGCGACAAUGAGGGUUCAAUUUGGAUUUAUGACCUUGAUCCAUAUCUAGAUGACCUGCAUGCAUCAAGUCGCAAGAAGUUCCAUGUAAAGCCUAUCAAGAUCUUGGAAUGGCCCGAGUGUUCUGUCCAGGGCAAUCGAGAUGAAGAUCAACAGCUCAAGGAAAGCAUUACUUCGGGCUUUCGAAACCCGGUUGUAAACUCUGUUGAGAUGAGUUCGGACGGGUAUUACCUGGCCGCCGUUACGGACAAUAACCUCGUUUGCAUUUGGCGCUACGCACCUCCACUGCAGCAGCAACAGCAGUUUAAUCAAAUUCAGACGCAACCCGUAACCACGCAACAUACGAAUGCCAUGCGACUGAUAGCCAAAACAACUACCGCCUCGAACGCUCGAGACAAUUCGUUGGACUCCGUGCUUGGAACAGCAGUUUCUUCCGGUAAUGCAGAAGACACGAUGUUGGAGCAUUUGGGACUUGAAUAUCCAUGCGCAUCACGACCUUUGUCACAUUUUCCUCCCUAUGUAUACACACGUCAUCGCCAUGUUUUCUGCGAGAAUAUACUAUCUUUUUCAUCCUACUUUCUUGACCUUGUACUGGAAUCUAGUUGCGUUGUCGAUGCCUUCCUGCGUUGUUCAAUGGAGUGUACAGAAUCGGCAAACUUCGGCAUGCCUCUGUUAAAGUGUGACGCUGAACUCACGGGACUUUCCAUUGCUCAUGAACUGGAUAGCGAAAAGAAACGAACGACUGAUAUCCUUCUGCCCAAUGAAUCUGGAGAUAUCUCGACACAGCCGACCAAAUCCGUCUCUUCUGUUCGUUUCUCGGACCUCCAUGUGGCACCACUUGUACUCCGGGGACUAACAGAUAACGGUUUCUCUCGACCGUCGCCGGUUCAGGUCAAAGCUAUCCCCCUCGGUCGUAUGGGACUUGAUCUAAUUGUUCAGGCCAAAUCCGGAACUGGAAAGACCGUUGUUUUUGUGGUCGUAUUGCUGGAAUCAAUCAAUACCCAAAGUCCCACAUUACAAGCCCUUGUCUUAUGUCCAACUCGGGAAAUUGCCCUACAGACUCAGAUUGUCUUUCAACGUCUGGGAGCGCACAUCGCAGGACUCAAGUGUCAGUUGUUCGUUGGAGGUUUGCCACUGGCUGACGACCUUCGACGCCUUCAGCAUUGUCACGUCGCAAUCGGUACACCUGGACGAGUGCGCUAUCUCAUAGAAACUAGCUACAUGCCAGUGGAUCAGGUUCGCCACCUUGUGCUCGACGAGGCAGAUUUACUCUUGGCCGGUGGGGCAGAAGCAGCAAUUACCGGAGGGAGUGCCAAUAAUGCGUUUCCUGCGGAUGUGAACUACAUUUGGUGGAGCUUACCCCAAAACAAACAAGUGAUUGCAUUGUCUGCUACGUAUUCAGAUUAUCUGGCUGAAGAACACUUGCAACGCUAUAUGAACGAUCCGGCAUUGGUUCGAUUGACAUCACACGACCCAGCCCUUGUUGGUGUACGGCAAUUCUUCUGUCUGAUCGAGCCUGCCGAUCGGUCUCCAGCUUCUGUCUUCUCGUGCAAAGUGGCGUUCCUGUGCAAGCUUCUUAGUUCGGUGGAAUUUCAGCAGUGUCUCAUCUUCUCUAAUUUUCAUAGCAGUGCCCAAGAUCUGUGCAAUGCCCUGCAUUCUCGUGGCUGGCCCGUGAGCUACAUUUCUAGCUCACUGGAUCAGGAGGAGCGGUUUCGGGCCUUUAGCCGUCUCAGAGCUUUCCAUUGUCGUGUUCUCGUUUCCACUGAUUUGACUUCUAGGGGGAUUGAUGCAGAGAAUGUAAAUCUUGUGAUCAGUUUGGAAGUACCGUGGGAACAUGAGAUCUACGUGCAUCGUGUUGGUAGAGCCGGUCGAUUCGGAAGCUACGGUGCCUCUGUUUUAGUUGUGGCAAACCUACCUGACGAGACACGUUUGUUGCAACGCUUGCAGAGCAAAUGCGCGACGAAGAUUUGUCAGCUCCCCGGUGAGUGCCUGAUGAAGUGCACCGUUUUGGGUGACGUUUCACCUGAUUCCACUCAGUAG